Messenger RNA from Centropristis striata (black sea bass), 3661 nucleotides. RefSeq names its product procollagen-lysine, 2-oxoglutarate 5-dioxygenase 1a (gene plod1a). The record is from RefSeq and is a predicted model, not a curated record. Gene Ontology annotation, molecular function: procollagen-lysine 5-dioxygenase activity; iron ion binding; L-ascorbic acid binding. Gene Ontology annotation, biological process: peptidyl-lysine hydroxylation. The transcript has 19 exons. The coding region runs from base 62 to 2257 and encodes 731 amino acids. NCBI's taxonomy places the organism in Eukaryota, Metazoa, Chordata, Actinopteri, Perciformes, Serranidae. Gene Ontology annotation, cellular component: endoplasmic reticulum.
CUCCCAAAGAGGAACGUAACAGUUUGGAUUGCACCGGGACUUCUGGAAGGAUCUGGACAAAAUGACACACAUGUCCCUGCUGUCGUUUCUGGGGGUUUUAGUCUGCGCGCUUUUCUCUCUGAGCUGCUGCGAGGAGCCGCAGAUCCCUGAAGAGAAACUCGUCGUGGUGACAGUUGCAACCAAAGAGACUGAUGGCUUUAGGCGCUUCUUGGGGUCGGCUAAACAUUUUAACUACACAGUCAAGGUUCUUGGACGGGGUCAGAAAUGGAGCGGGGGCGACAUGUCAGCUCCAGGAGGAGGCCAGAAAAUUCGACUCCUAAAAGCUGCUCUGGAAGAAAUGAAGAAUGAGGAUAUAAUCAUCCUUUUUAUUGACAGCUACGAUGUGGUUUUCUCCUCGGGUCCCAGAGAGCUGCUCAAGAAGUUUCAGCAGGCCAGACACAAGGUGGUGUUCUCCUCUGAGAGCCUGAUCUGGCCCGACAGACACCUUGAAGACAAAUACCCCCAAGUCACCAUGGGCAACAGGUUCCUCGGCUCAGGAGGUUUCAUUGGCUACCUCCCCAACAUCAAAGAGAUGGUUGCUGGCUGGACAGGGGAAGACAGUGACAGCGACCAGCUGUUCUUCACCAGGAUUUAUAUUGAUCCAGCCAAAAGGAAAUCUACAAAUAUCACACUGGACAGCAAAUGCAGAUUGUUCCAGAACCUCAAUGGAGCACUUGACGAGGUGGUGCUGAAGUUUGAGGAUGGACGGGUUCGAGCCAGAAACGUGCUGUAUGAUACCCUGCCUGUCGUCAUCCAUGGGAACGGACCAACCAAGAUGCAGAUCAACUACCUGGGUAACUACAUACCCAACACAUGGACAUUUGAGAUCGGAUGCACAGCGUGUCACGAGAAUCUCCAGCCACUCACAUCUCUCACGGAGAGUGAAUACCCACUGGUGAUGAUUGGCAUCUUCAUUCAGCAGCCCACCCCUUUUGUGGCAGUCUUCUUUGAACGCCUACUGAAGCUCCAGUAUCCCAAGAAAAGAGUCAAACUCUUCAUCCACAGCCAGGAAGCUCAUCAUGAGCGUCAUAUCAGCUCUUUCCUGCAGGAUCAUGGAAACCUUUAUCAGGAUGUCCAGUCCAUCGGGCCUGAAAAGGAGAUGGAUGGAGCUGCCUCCCGCAACCUCGGCUUUGACAUGUGUCGGAAGGACGACAGCUGUGACUACUUCUUCAGCUUGGAUGUCGAAGUGGUCUUAAAGAAUGAGAACACACUAAAAAUUCUCAUUGAACAAAACCUUCCCGUCGUGGCACCGAUGAUAACUCGAGCUGGUAGACUGUGGAGCAACUUCUGGGGAGCUCUCAGUGCAGAUGGCUACUAUGCCAGGUCUGAGGACUACGUGGACAUAGUUCAGGGACGCAGAGUGGGUGUGUGGAAUGUCCCAUAUGUGUCCAAUGUGUACCUGAUGAAGGGCAGCCUGCUCCGGUCAGAGCUCACAGACUACGAGCUGUUUAACUCACAGACCUUAGACCCGGACAUGGCUUACUGCCACAACAUCCGCAACAAGGGGAUCUUCAUGUAUGUAACCAACAUGCACACUUUUGGCCGCAUCCUGUCAACAGAGAACUAUCAGACGAGCCAUCUUCAUAACGACCUGUGGCAGAUCUUUGAGAACCCUGUGGACUGGGAGGAGCGCUACAUUCAUGAGAACUACACUCGCAUCAUGAAGGACAAGCUGAUUGAAACACCUUGUCCUGAUGUCUACUGGUUCCCAAUUUUCUCUGAAGUUGCUUGUAACCACAUUGUUGAAGAAAUGGAACAUUAUGGGCAGUGGUCAGGAGGAGGCCAUAAGGACACCAGAAUCCAAGGUGGCUACGAGAACGUCCCCACAGUCGAUAUUCACAUGCAUCAAAUCAACUAUGAAAAGGAAUGGCACAAGUUGUUACUGGAGUAUAUCGCACCGAUAACAGAGAAGAUGUAUCCUGGGUACUACACCAGGUGUGCCACUCCCUUGAACUUUGUAGUGAGGUACAAACCUGACGAGCAGCCGCUGCUCGAGCCUCACCACGACGCCUCCACAUUCACUAUUAACAUAGCUCUCAACAGCAAAGACAUUGACUACCAGGGUGGUGGAUGCAGGUUCCUCCGCUACGACUGCUCCAUUCAGGCUCCUCGUAAAGGCUGGGCCCUGAUGCACCCAGGCCGCCUCACCCACUACCAUGAAGGCCUGCCAACCACCGCUGGAGUCCGCUACAUCGCAGUGUCCUUUGUGGAUCCCUGAAUCCCAAACAUGGCACACAUCAGCAGCUGGUCCAGACCAAACAGGACACUGAGCCCAUCCAUCAGCAUCACUGCUGCCCUUUAUUUUCUGAUUUGAAGUGCUGACUACUGCUCUUUUCAUUAGAUCAUCAACAUGAUAUGGCUUACUCGUGCUCUGAUGAGACAUAAAAACAUAGAUACAUAAUGUAACAUAAUGAACAAGUCAUCACCACAUUAGGGGAGAACUGGUUCAAAAGUAACUCGUCCCUUGUCCGUCUUCUCUGACUUACUAAGCAUUAUGGUUAUAAUUUGAAUGGGAGCAGAACUAGCCCACUGUUAUCAAUGUAGUCAAGGCCGAAAUAUUAACCGGAUAAAGUGGACAAUGGUCCUGUAAUCCAUGAUUCUUGUGUCCAACAGUAGAUAGAAGAAGACCUUGUUGAUGUCACUUGAUAUUGUGUUCAUGUGCGACAUCUCACUAUUAUGCCGCAAACCUUGAGGCAGGUGGUAUUUACAGGACACAAGUUGUUACCAGGGGGGACUGGGUUCACACACCACACAGUGGGAAGAACAGAGUCUACAAACUGCUCAUCUCUGCUGCAGGCUAGAGGCUCCACCAUACAUUCGCUGAAUUUUUAUUACACUUGACCUAUUAAUGAUAUAAAAUGGGAUUCAUUAUUUCCCCAGUUUGUUUCAAACCAACAGACAAUGAGAAAGCAUUAAGAUGUGUCUUAUGGACGUGUUGCUUUCAAUUUAGUGCCACUAAUUAACUGUUUUUGUCUUUGGACGGUGGGAGGAAGGAGGACCCUGAAAGAACCCGCACUGACAAGGGAAGAACAUGCUAAUUUUUUCUUAAGCAAUCACUUUGGGAAGAUUGGAUGAAUGCUAGCAAUGUUCCAACAGUUCGAGUCAGAAAGACAGUGUUGUCAUCAUCAUAUGCAGAGGCACUUGAGUGCAGCUGUUGGAUAAAUCUGAGGCUAACCCUAACCCUGUUUGGUCUGGACUGUGUGGUGAGCACGAUCCUAUUGAACAUUGAGCUGAACUUCUCUCAGGAAAUCACCAGGACUUCAGCUUAGAUUUUUCAUAAAUGUUUCUUUAAAAAAAUGUUGAAUUUUACUGCAGAAAGCAAGAUACACUAACGGUGCCUUUUUGUGUAUUCCAAGCAAUUAUUUUCCAAGUCUUUCUUGAACUGAGAUACUUCAGAGCCUGUGCAGCCUCUUAUUUAUUUUGUGUAUAUUCUACUUGAUAAAAGCAACACUCCCUGAUUAUUUUUUUGCAUUUGCAACAUACCUGCUUUUUGUGAUAUCUUCUAUUGAAUCAGGGCUCAGUGAUGUUGGUCAGUGUUACAUUCUCACACAGAUGUCAUUUCUUGUUACAAGCCAUCACUGCUUUGAACAGAACUUGAAUAAAACAGUGAAUUCAAAUAAAG